Molecule: messenger RNA, 358 nt
Organism: Cricetulus griseus (Chinese hamster)
Lineage: Eukaryota; Metazoa; Chordata; Mammalia; Rodentia; Cricetidae
Source: RefSeq, a predicted model, not a curated record
AUGGCACAAUACAGUGUGGAGAUCCGAGGGCAACAGAGAGAGAACCGAGUUUGCCAAGCUUGCUUCCUCAUUGGAGAGGACGGCCAUGUGUAUGAAGGCCGAGGCUGGCACAUCAAGGGUGACCAUACGGGGCCCACCUGGAACCCCAUAUCUAUCGGCAUCACCUUCAUGGGGAAUUACAUCCCCAAGUGCCCAGCGCCCUGGGCUGGGGAAUCUUGGGACCAGCUUUAUGAAGUCAUCCAGCGCUGGGAAGGGUACCGAGAGUGAGACCCUGUGUGGCCACCACCCUGAAAUCCCUCCUGCUACAUGCUCCGUCCCCACCCCGUCUGUCCUCCCAGUGACCCCACCAAUAAAGAGA